AUGGUGGUUGAUGAGCCGUGCUGUCGACUGCCCGUCGAUGCCGCCGUCUCGGUGAGCACGGCGCACCCCGGGCUCGAGCGCUGGCUGGCGGCGCGGUUCAGGGCGACUCUGCAGGGGUCGGUUGAUGUCUGGGCCGGCCGCUCCGUGCCUGGGAGCCUCCCGAGUGCACAGUGGCAGGAGACGGCCGGCAUUCGAGGCACGAGGUACUACGAGUCCAGUUCAGCAACACCGUCUUACGAAGGUAGUACUGCAAGUAGCUCAAUGUCGAAUCGUGCGUGCCUGGACGGGAGGUUCCAGGUGGACGGGACGGGCUCCCAACGCACUCAAUGUCUGGGCAGGCAGGCAGUGGAGGGCCCCGGGCCUUGCCCUGCGCCACUUGCGCUGCUGCAUAAACCGCCGUGGGAGCGGAGCGGCCGCCGGCGACGACGCUACCGCCCUCUAUCCUGGCGAAACUGUCGUCAUCGCGGGCGGGUCAGCCCUGGGCUCUGGCGCCGCUGGGCCAGUCACGGGCGGCCGCUGGCGGCCCACGGCGAUCCAUUGGUGUUGCGGGCCAAGCUUGCCCUGCUGGGUCGGGUGUUCCCUGCAGCAGCCCUGGAACACCCGCCGCAGCACCUAGCAACAGCACCACCUCAGCAGGAUCCAAUGGCGCACCCAACGCCUGGCACCGUACUGAGGUAUCAUCCACGUACCUCCAGCUACAGCGCAGCUCAUCGCCCCACCGCCAGCAGCACCCGCGAGCCCGACAGGCACCACCUGGCACGGCAUGCGCCCACUAAUACUGGACCGCUGCACUAA
Messenger RNA from Purpureocillium lilacinum, 795 nucleotides. The record is from RefSeq and is a predicted model, not a curated record. NCBI's taxonomy places the organism in Eukaryota, Fungi, Ascomycota, Sordariomycetes, Hypocreales, Ophiocordycipitaceae.